AAGAAAGCAUGAUAAGCAUGAAUAUCAAUUUUAUUGCCCUUCACGAUAACAAAAGGAGGGGAAUGCCACUUUUUUAUCUUCAAUUUCUGAUUGGUUUUGAUAAAGUUGUUUGUCUAUCUCCUUUCUCUUCCCAGCAUUCUGCAUGCUCUAUAUCUUUCAGUCUCGAUCGGUCUCUUCUUUUUAACUCUGUGUGCCCCUGAACCCCACCUUUUCCCGCCCUGGCGUUUCAACAUUGGGUUUUUUUUCAAUCUCUCUCCCUCUCUUUUCCGCCUUCUCUCUCACACACAAAGUGAACGCGUCACCUACUUUCAGAGACUUCUGUUAGAGACGCUCCUCCCUCAUUCCUCAAGUUAUUUCAGGGGAAAUGCCAGAAAUCCAAUUAGGUGCGCAUACUAUAAGGAGCCAUGGAACUAAAGUGGCAAGGGCUCACAUGCAUGAUUGGUUUGUCUUCAUAUUUCUUGUGAUCAUGGAGAUCAUUCUGAAUGUGAUAGAACCAUUCCACCGUUUUGUUGGAGCUGAAAUGAUGGAAGACCUAAAAUACCCUUUACAAGACAACACUGUUCCCAUUUGGGCUGUUCCAAUUAUUGCAAUAUUAUUGCCAUUUGUGGUCAUACUCAUAUAUUACUUUAUCAGAAAGGAUGUUUAUGAUCUUCAUCAAGCAGUGCUAGGGCUUCUGUUUUCAGUACUUGUUACAGGAGUUUUGACUGAUGCAAUCAAAGAUGCAGUUGGGAGACCUCGUCCUGACUUUUUCUGGCGUUGCUUUCCUGAUGGCAAAGGGGUUUUUGAUCCUGUUACAAGUAAUGUGAUGUGUACUGGAUUAAAAUCCGUUAUCAAAGAAGGACACAAAAGCUUCCCAAGUGGACACACAUCUUGGUGCUUUGCUGGACUUGGUUUUCUGUCAUGGUACACAGCUGGAAAAAUCAGGGCAUUUGACCAAAGAGGCCACGUGGCAAAGCUUUGUAUCAUUGUCUUCCCUUUACUCAUUGCAGCUUUAGUUGGUGUCUCACGUGUCGAUGACUAUUGGCAUCAUUGGCAAGAUGUAUUUGCAGGAGGCAUUUUAGGUUUAACGGUUGCUUCUUUUUGCUACUUACAAUUCUUUCCACCACCUUAUGACAUUGAUGGUUGGGGGCCCCACAUUUAUUUUCAGAUGUUAGCAGAGUCUAGUAAUGAUACGCAAACGGGGAGUGUGAAUGGUUUAAAUGUGGCUCCAUUGGAAAUUGAGAAUGUGCGUAUGCAUUCUCGUGGUGGGAUGGGGAUUGGGGUUUCGGAUGAUAAUUCUUUGAAUGAAAUAUAGAGAGGGAGAAGGCGUUGACCGGGGUUUGACUUUCUACUUACAUAUGGUGUAACUUAUGUAGAUCAAUUAGCUUAAUUUAUUAAUAUAGUUUAGGGUUUUUGGCAUCUUUUUCUGGGAUCUUGUUUUUGAUUUUCGAGAUUGAAUUGUGUCUCUUUCUGAUUUAUAUUGGUAAUGACUAAUGAAUUUAGUUGGUGGCUCUCA
Lactuca sativa (garden lettuce) is the source of this 1495-nucleotide messenger RNA. RefSeq names its product lipid phosphate phosphatase 2. Gene Ontology annotation, cellular component: membrane. Lineage: Eukaryota; Viridiplantae; Streptophyta; Magnoliopsida; Asterales; Asteraceae. The record is from RefSeq and is a predicted model, not a curated record. Gene Ontology annotation, molecular function: phosphatidate phosphatase activity. Gene Ontology annotation, biological process: phospholipid metabolic process; phospholipid dephosphorylation.